GGGUGCAGCAUCCUUCUUUUCUUCACCGCUGUCACGAUCAUCAAUCACUUCCGGCGUCCGGGCGGCUUCUUUUUUCUUCUCUUCUGCUUCUUUCAUCUGCCUCUUCCAGGCCUGUAAUUUGUCCUCUCCAGAGCCAAGCAACCCUCUCAGCCCACCAACAGGUGCGACAUCAUCAGUCGCCCAUGCAGGUUCCUUCUCCUCAACCUCAUCUCGGGCGCCGGGCCGGCGACGACGAUCUCCUAUAGGGGAUGGAGAACGUUGACGAGAACGCGAGCGACGCCGACGGAGGGGCUCUGGGGAUGGUGGUCGGCGGUCUCGAUCACGCUCGCGAUCCUUGUCACUGCGGCGCAGGUCCUCUCGUUCGUCACGCCGUCGACGAUCAUAGGAUGCUCGUUCCUUCUCGGUAUCCCAAGGCGUUCGGCCGGCGCUACUGCGUGGAGGAUAUUCGCUUCUCUCUCUGCUCCUAUCCCUUUCACGGUCCCGAUCCCUUUCCCAAUCUCGGUCCCUUUCACGGUCACGAGCUCGUCGGUCUCGGUCGUAGCGAUCCGGUUCUGGGACCCACGAGUCUCCAUACUUGCGCAUAUACUCAGCAUCCCGCUCGCGCUCACGCUCGCGAUCUUUUUCCCGGUCUGCAUCCCGAUCGUCCCGUCUUACAGCACCUUCGGCAUCCUUCGUUCUCCAGUCCUGGCUUUCACCAGCCCGCCCUCGCUCUUUCUUUGGAGCUUCUCCGCUAAGCUCCUCCUCUUUUCUCCGCCUUCCUGCUUCCCUCGCUCGUUCUCUAUCUGCUGCUCUGUCUGCCGCGGUCUCACGUCCUGGAUCCCUGUCUUUCAAAUCGCGUGGACGCUCACUUCCUCGAAGUGGCGCUGCGCCAACUUCGCGUUUUGCCAGGUGUGGUGCAGUGUCACGAUCUCUCUCGCGAUCGCGACGGAGAGCCAACGAGGAACCAGCCAGUCCAGCUGAACGGUCCUUAUCGUAGUUAUCGGUAUUGCGUAAGCGAUCGCUCUCAGUGCGCACAGGCUGUAAGCGGAACGAACCCAUUGGCCCUCCUUGGGACAAGUUGGGACGAUAGGAUCUCGAGCCACUUUCCUCAUCUUCUUUCCGAUACCGUCGCUCCCUUCCCGAUCCGACCUCCCCUGUAUUGAGAUCCUUGGCCUCUCGCUUGUUCAUCACUGGGCUGGUAUGCUCGAAUUGACCAAACCAGUCACUGAGAUCGGGCAUGCCCUCUGGUGGUGCAACCAGAGGUGAUUUAGAGAGGUGCAACAGCUCUGCACGCGAGUAGCGAACAUCGAGGCGCUUGAGUUGGGGACGGC
Molecule: messenger RNA, 1310 nt
Organism: Dacryopinax primogenitus
Lineage: Eukaryota; Fungi; Basidiomycota; Dacrymycetes; Dacrymycetales; Dacrymycetaceae
Exons: 5
Coding region: 387-734 (115 amino acids)
Source: RefSeq, a predicted model, not a curated record